AUGCGUGCCUCGGCGCGGUCCAUGCCCGCCGUGUUUCGCACCGAGCUCUCCGGGUCGCUCGGUCGGUCCGCCGCAGCGGGCCAUCCUUCCCGCCAAGUGCGCGGCUGUCGCACAGACUGCCCGCCCCGGAGCCUCCGAGAGGUGCACAUCAUGAUCUUCAUGCUCAUGCUCGUGCUGCUCUUCCAGGCCGCCGCGUCGCUCUGGGCGACGCGGGAGAUCGCGGAGUGCUGGGCGAAGUACUCCCGG
This is a messenger RNA of Prorocentrum cordatum, 246 nucleotides long. The record is from the annotation of a GenBank genome assembly. Lineage: Eukaryota; Dinophyceae; Prorocentrales; Prorocentraceae.